AACUUUUCACAUAGUUAGAGGGUAUGACCGCCAUCUUAGUCUAUGAGAGAGGUGGACCAGUUUGUUUGCAUUUGUUGAUAACGUUCAACAGGUGGUAUUCCAUCUAAUCACACACUGAUUUACACACUACUACAAAUCGGUAACCCUCCCAGACUGGGAAGAUGCGAUUGUGAGCAGAUGCUCUUGGACAGAAUGAAGACGUAUAACUAGAUUCCCAGAUCAACCCUUCGUGUCGUAGCAACAUGGAGGUUGUGGUUGUGGUGGCCAUCAGUAUUCUUGCCACAAUAUUUCUUGCCUCCCUCGCAGCACUAGUAUUUGUAUGCCGGCAGAGAUAUUGUCGCAAAAUGGACCUCAUCACAGCUCAGCACAAGGAUACAAGGCCUGAUGUGCAGCUCAUCACAUCCGACCCGGGGCCACAGACAAUGACUGGCGUGGAACUGGACGAUGUCCAGAUAACCAACCCCAAGAUAGAGGAGAUCCUCAAGGACGAGCGAUGGGUGGACGAUGCCACUGGAUUAGUGCCUCACUGUAUAUCUAUACUGAAAACUUGCCACCAGUUGACAGAGAAAUUGGUUGGCAUGACGAUGGGCAAUGCUCAGAAUAUCCGGACACAGGAAACACUGACAGAUAUUGUUGCCAUUGCCAAAAGAAUCAGCCCUAGAGUUGAUGAGGUGGUGAAAUCCAUGUACCCCCCUCUAGACCCUCGGUUACUUGAGGCCAGAUGCACAGCUCUAGUCCUCUCGGUCAGCCAUCUUGUUUUAAUCACUAAAAAUGCCUGCAAGAUGUCAGGAGUCCUCGACUGGAUUGACCAAUCUCUGGCAGAUGUGGAGGACCACCUUCGGAUAAUGAAAAUCAUGGCGAACAAUGAACCUGGUGUAGGUCCUACGAGAGGCGAGUCUGAACAAUGAGUAUUACAAUCCCCCUCAGACAGACAUCACUAUUACAACGACGCCGGACAUCGAGGUACAGAUGCCGCAGCCAGAGAUCGUCAUGCAAGCAAUAUCGUCCAACAGCUCGUCUCAAGUGUGAACAUGCCAGAUAUUUGUAUGAAAGUGGAUGCAUAUUCUAAGUACUGCUUUAAUCAUGAAAAAUAAUAAAUGGUUGUCUUUGUAAAAGUCCGAAAUGACAUUGUGGUUAGUUGCAGUGUGUAGAUGACUACCAUCCAGAGCAGACCCGUAGUUAGGCAUGGGUAGGACAAGGUUGAUGUUUUUAAGCCCUGCUAUUAGGAUUGUUUUAUUCUGUGACUUUUUUUAUUCUGUUGGCUGUCUUAUUCUGUGACUUUAAUCACUGGUCCUCAGAGCUCCAGAUAAGCUUUUGGUGUUGUGGGUAUUUUACCCAUGCAUUUUAAAAUCAUUGGGUAUCAGUAAUUCUAUCUGGGUAUUCAAAUUUCUGUUACCCACUAGUUUUAUGUGGGUAUU
This is a messenger RNA of Haliotis rufescens (red abalone), 1418 nucleotides long. Its product is annotated as transmembrane protein 98-like. The transcript has 8 exons. Lineage: Eukaryota; Metazoa; Mollusca; Gastropoda; Lepetellida; Haliotidae. The coding region runs from base 243 to 908 and encodes 221 amino acids. The record is from RefSeq and is a predicted model, not a curated record. Gene Ontology annotation, cellular component: endoplasmic reticulum.